Cryptomeria japonica (Japanese cedar) is the source of this 1376-nucleotide messenger RNA. RefSeq lists its product as uncharacterized. Gene Ontology annotation, molecular function: double-stranded DNA binding. The record is from RefSeq and is a predicted model, not a curated record. Gene Ontology annotation, biological process: regulation of DNA-templated transcription; chloroplast organization. The coding region runs from base 267 to 905 and encodes 212 amino acids. Lineage: Eukaryota; Viridiplantae; Streptophyta; Pinopsida; Cupressales; Cupressaceae. Gene Ontology annotation, cellular component: chloroplast. The transcript is spliced from 2 exons.
ACUUGACCUAUUACUCUCUUCAAGUGUCGCUGCAGCUUGUAUCAUUUGCCUAGGGUUUUAUUCAGCACCUCAGGGUUUUUUUUGUUGAAUGCCCUGGCCGACAAUGCUAUCCCUCAAACGCACUCUCUCGUCAUUCGGGUGCUCUCUUCUCUCAAAACAUUCCUCCUCGACCUUAAAAUCGUCUGAUGUCAUAUUCUCAAAUAGACCACCAAAAGAAGCAGAAGAAUAUUGCAGACGAAAAAUUGCUAUGACCCAAUUCUUGUUCAAUGAAUGUGGGUUUUCUGAGUCCCAAGUUUCAGCGAUUGGGAGGAAGAAGGAAUAUUUGUUCAAAGUUAAAUCCAUCCGCACAGCCCAGCAGGCAGUCCAGCUCUUCAGAGAUUCGGGUUUCACCGAAGACCAGUGAAGAGGCGCUGAAAUUGGAGAUUGAAUAUGUGAGAAACCUGGGUGUUUUGGAGGGAUCGAAAGCAUUUGCGAACGCCCUUGUAGCGGUUGAUAGUUCUGGGCGUGAAAAUUUUGAAAAUAAAUUAAAACUUAUGGCAACACUCGGUCUUUUGGAGAAUGAGAUUCUGCAGAUUGUAAGAAGAGCUCCUCGUGCGCUCACUAAUGGCAUUGAUAAGAUAAAGAAAAACAUGGAUUUCUUGAAAAAUAUUACUGGCUUUCAGCCAAACAUUGUGGUUGUGUAUCCUCGUCUUUUAAAUUAUAGCAUAGAGAAUAGGAUUCAACCACGCCAUAAGGUAAUUGAAUUUUUAAGGGAAACAGAACCAUCCAGACUUCCCAGAAACCUUGCUAGAGUGUAUGAACUAAGUGAACGAAGUUUUGCCGACAAGUUUCUGAUGGGCAGUCCUGAGGCGGCAAAGUUGUAUGAAAAGUACAAGGGUAAGUCUGUUGAUCUUGCCAUCAGCUGAAAGACUUUUGUUGAGGUUGGAGAAGACAGAAAAGGGGUUUUAAUCAAUCCAGACAUUUUCAUGAGGUUGGAUCAGAAUAAAAGGGGGUUUUAAUUGUUCCAAGCAUUUCAUCAGGUUGAAUCAAACAAAAAGAAGCUUUAUCGAUCUGGACCUUUUCUUGUGGCUGUGGUUUGAUCAAUCCAGGCUUUUUGUUGAGGCUGGACAAGACCGAAAGGAGUUGUGUAUCAGUCAAAACCUUUUCUUCAUGUUGAAUCUCAGACCAGAAGGGUCUUUAAUUAAUUUAGACCUCACUAGGCUUAGGUAUGAAAUUUUAGUCUUUAUUCAUUGCAUAGUCAAUGGCAACUCUUGAAACUAGUGUUCUGUGAUUGAACUGUAAAGCAGUGUUCUGAUAGAACAAAACUCUCCAAAAACAAGGAAAAGAAUCUAUUAAAUUGUUUUUUACAUUAUCAUAAAACAUCCAAUUAAUAUCUA